This is a messenger RNA of Klebsormidium nitens, 3334 nucleotides long. NCBI's taxonomy places the organism in Eukaryota, Viridiplantae, Streptophyta, Klebsormidiophyceae, Klebsormidiales, Klebsormidiaceae. The record is from the annotation of a GenBank genome assembly.
AUGGCGGCACCUUGGAAAGUGCAUGCCGCAAGGACACUCCUGGUGGUCUUUCUAUUGGGGCACAGCAUUGCGUCAGGUUCUACCGUUGGCGAUGCCAGCACGUUCGACCAGCUCUUGGUUCUAGACUGCCAGGCGCGCCUCCACCUCUUCCCCUCCCACCACUUUGCCACGUCAUCAGUGGUCGCGCUCAGCCCCAGCCUGCAGACCUUUGUGAAACAGGGCCUCUUUGACACGGUUAACGCGAUGGUCAAGCGUCGGGCGCAGUGUCACUGUCCGGCGCUCUCCGAUGCGCAGUUCCAGGCCAGCUUUAAGCUGGACCCCAGCAGUAUCAUUAGCGCGGUUUCGGACGGCAGCUUGGCUGGCAACCUGGGAACGGUCUGCAAUACCGCGGACACGACCUUUGUCCGAAGCUGGUCCGCACUGUGGACUGAAUUGGGCAGCCUGGGCCAGUGGCCGAAGUCCACGUGCAGCGCUGCCACGUGGCAGCAGGGGAAUGGCUGCAAGGUGGAGCUGCCGCUGGAUCCGCAGGCAACGCUGCAGGUGGGCAUCAACUCUUGCCCUGGCCAAGCCCUGCCGUUCGUCUCCAUCAGCUGCCGCGGCGCGCGCUGCCGCAACCUCGCCCGCCCGUGCGCCACGUCCGCAGAUUGUCAGCGCCUCUCUCAGGCUCCCGGCACCCCCGCCAACGCGGCAUAUGCCGGCCUGAACCAGCUCGACGCCAGCACGGGCUUGCAGUGCGCGAUCCUGAACCCCGCGAGAGACGACUCGUUCUGGGCGCAGAGGGGGAUCCCCCCGACCAACGCGACUUACGUCAGCGGAAUCCUGGUGGGCUUGCUGGAGUCGGUGGGGCUGUACACGCAGACGGAUCUGGACAACGGGCGGUGCGGCGCGAGCGGGCCGGAAGUGGCGGGGAAGAUGUGGGCGCGCGCCCUGCAAUACCUGCAGAGCCUGUACCGGACGGACACGGCCGCCACUCCGGACGGGUUAUGCGUGCCUUCGGCGCUGGUUACGGACAUUGCGGACAGAGUCAAGCUGCCCGCUCCCGCGCAGACGUGCAAGAACGUGACGGCCAUGUGUGAAUACCCCCAGUACCCGCUGGUGACGUCAGCGAUCAGCUGUGACGCGUGUUACGCCAACCCCUACGUCAGCACCAGUCUGACCACGUACAAGACCGCCCUCCCGAGCAACUACUGGGCGUCGAACAGCGCCCCGGGGGAGGUCGUUUGGUGGAAGAACCGCACCGUCUGCGUCGCGGCCGACGGCCUGGGGGGGUUCACCGAUGGGACGGCGGCCCCCCCGGGAGGGUUCAAUUCGAAAGACACGGGCAAUACGCGCAAGUGCAAUAUGACGGCGUACGAUUUGCAGCCGUGCGGGGCCGAUGAGUGCGCGGGCCAGAGCGACUGCCUGGACAGCGCGCAGUUCUGCGGCGACUCACCGGACGACAUCCAAGCCCCCCCGCCGGCCUCCCCCACCGCUUCCACCUCUUACGAAUUCGGCCUCGACCAAAUUCCGGGCUACCCAAUCGCGUGGGGGGGCAAGCUAGAGGACGGCACCCCGGUCUUCGACCCCCCCCGGAAAGAUGGAACCGCUUUCCGGCUCCCCCAGGAAACGUGCGCAUCCCCGGCCGGCGCCCUCCCGGUUCUUCGCUUGUCGUGCGGACGUCCGAGCUUGCAGCUUACGCCCAUGAGUCCGAUCGCUGUCCGGAUUGCGCUGCCGGACCUGCAAGGGCUGCUCACCACCGUGCACCAACAGCUGCUGACGUGGCUCGUCGGCUGUCGCCUGGGCGGCCCCGCGGUCCCCGCCGGCCAGGUGCGCGCGUGGUUCGACGCGUGGCAGCCCGACUUCUGGUCGACGCUCCUUUUUUCGGGGGGGCAUCAGUACGCCGUACAGCACUUUCUGUCGCUGGCCAGCCCCUGGAGCGUCAUGCGCACCGCCAUCACGGCCGCGACGCCGGGCACGUGGCCCAGCCUACUGGCCAUGCCCGCCGGUUGUACCCUCGCCGACUGGAUGACGUCAGGCACGUGCCGGCUGCAGUUUUCGGGGUUGCGCGCGAUGCUCGAUAGAGACGUCACGCUGCGGGCCGUGAUCACUAGGUGCCCGGCAUUCCCGGAAGGCCUCCCCGACGUGUACCUCGACUGUGUCGGCGCUGACUGCACAACUGUGUUCCAGCCUUACAGCCUGACGGCGUGCGACUCCGACUCCGCUUGCGGCGCCAACACCCGCUGCGUGCAACUCUUCAACUCCACGGACCCCCUCGCAAACCUCCUCUGGCUCCCGGACGGUGUGAACGCGUCCGCAUUGAAUUCGGACACGUGCGCCAGCCCCAGCGCAUUUAUUACGGACGUCCAAAACCUGGUCCGGACCGCCGCCGGACUCCCGGUCGCUCCAACCGGGCAGCCCCAGGGGAGCGGCGUCUGCAUGCCUGAUCUGCUAAAGCUGGUUAACGGUGCUAACCUAACCUGGUUCGACGCCCAGUUAAACACGAGCGGGUUAACCGGGCAGACGAGUGUGAAUGGGCUCGCGGAGUACGCCAAGCUGGCGGGCGAGCAGGGCCACCCGUGCGGGGAUGACGUCAUGAGCCAGCUGUCGGCGACGUCAUUCUCGCUGGUAGUGACGUUGACGGUCGGCGGGCCGUCGGCCGCAGGGUUUGGCGCGACGCAAAAGGGGCAACUUGCGAACGCGGUUGCAAAGAUGGCCGGCGUUCCGUCCGAGCAGGUGGGCAUCCUGUCCGCGUCGGACGUCGUCCUGUCCGCGUCCGACGCCCGCCGGCGCGCCCUGCUGACGUCAGCACCGACCGGCACGUUCCUCCAGGCUGACGUCGGUGUCCAGGCGGGCAGCUACGUGGCAGCGCUCGCACUCGCGGACGCCGUGCGCGCGUCGGAGGCGUCAGGGGGCGCGGCCGCGUCCGUAGCCGCGUCCGGGCUGACGGGGUAUGACGUCAUCAGCGUCGCGUUGAGCGUGCAAACGAACGUCGCGCUGGAGCCUCUCAAGGCUGCUGGGAUGGCAGGGAGGGCCGCCUGGGGAACCGUGGCCGUUGGCAUCAUUUUGAGUUUGCUUCACGCGUUGAUAUAAAUGUCCAGUUGUCAAACACCAAAGCGUGCAAAGAUUAGCUUUCGCGUCCAGCGCUGUGCAAUUAGUCGAUAGUCCUUAAUGGGGGGUUCAUUGAUUGAAAGAUCAGUCACUAACGAGAUUCUCAGCAUCACCGUACGUCUGAAUUGAUCCUGCCAUACCAGUUGAGCUCGUAUCGAAGUAGAAUAGUGUAGCCGCCUAAGCUACCUUGCCGGAAGGCACAUGCAAGACUUUGAUUACGUACGAUCGAAGUUUGCGCUCACUGCAG